This is a messenger RNA of Beauveria bassiana ARSEF 2860, 3087 nucleotides long. RefSeq names its product fungal specific transcription factor. Gene Ontology annotation, cellular component: nucleus. Gene Ontology annotation, molecular function: DNA-binding transcription activator activity, RNA polymerase II-specific; RNA polymerase II cis-regulatory region sequence-specific DNA binding; zinc ion binding. Gene Ontology annotation, biological process: regulation of transcription by RNA polymerase II; DNA-templated transcription. The transcript has 3 exons. Bases 1 to 3087 code for a protein of 1028 amino acids. NCBI's taxonomy places the organism in Eukaryota, Fungi, Ascomycota, Sordariomycetes, Hypocreales, Cordycipitaceae. The record is from RefSeq and is a predicted model, not a curated record.
AUGGCCGAGAUGGUUCAACAGACCGAGCCACCACCACCACCGCCGCCGCCGCCGCCGCCGCCAUCAGCCAGCACCAGCGCCGCCACCACUACCACCAAGAAGCGCCGCCGCCCGCCGCUAUCCUGCGAGCAGUGCCGCAGGCGCAAAAUCAAGUGCGACCGCUCUUUUCCGUGCAACCACUGCAGCAAGUCCGGCGGCGCCGUGUCAUGCACGUACGCGCCCACGCACACGCCCAAAUCGCGCAGCAAAAAGCCGGCUCGCGCUGCCGCUGCCGCCGCUGCUGCUGCUCUUCCUCCCACGGCACAGUCAUCUUCUCCCUGCUCACCCUCCUCCCCGGGCCGGUCCGUGUCGCUUCGACCAGCGACCGCCGCACCGCCGCGUCUGAGGCCAACGGCGAGGGCCACCCAGAUUCACACGCCCGACUCGGAAGAGUUUCACCGCGGCAGCACCUGGCAGCCCCUCCGCCCGUCGUCGGCGAGCUACUCGACAGCAGCAGCAGCAGCAGUAGCGCCGCCCCCGGCGGGACGCCCGUUGUCGCCAGCGGUUAUUCAUGAGCAGGCGGGGGCGAAGCAGGCUCAUCGAGACGUGUCGAGGAGUAGUACGACGGUGGCGGCGGCGGCGGCGGCGGCAGCAGCGGCGGGCGGCGUCGAGGCCCAGCGGGGAGGAAAUGAGCGUCAUGCGCGGCGUCGCAGCGAAUACACGCCUCCGCCAAAGGGUAGCACUUCAAAAGGGCGGUAUUUUGGUCAAAGUCAUUGGAUGAAUAUUGCAGCAUCGUUUCCCGUCGAGCUUAGCAUGCUCAAGAACCAAGAACACACCCAAGGCGAGCUGUUUCAAGUCUUGCAUCAGUGCAAGAUUCUCUGCCAAAAGAUCAAGCACAGCCGUCUCCAGCCGCUGUCGUCGUUCAACAUUGGCAAAAACAUGCUGCCGCGCGAAAUGUGCGACGACCUCGUACACGCCUACACGAGCACCUACGAAGGCGUGCUGCGCGUGCUGCACCUCCCGACCUUUUGGAAAGAGUACGCCAGCUACUGGGAGGAGCCGUCGGCGGCCAACGAGGCGUUUGUGGUGCUGAUGCAGCUGUGCAUCGUGCUCGGCUCUUCGGUGCGGGACCGGACCGAGGCGCUGCGGGCGACGACGACGCGAUGGAUCUACGAGGCGCACAUGUGGCUGAUUCUGCCGCCGGAAAAGGGCCGCAUGACGCUGACGGGCAUACAAAUCAUGUGCCUGCUGACGCUGGCCAAGAUGACGUGCGGCGUGUCGUCGGACCUGACGUGGACCAUGGCCGGCUCGCUGCUGCGGACGGCCAUGUACAUGGGCCUGCACCGCGAUCCGAGCCACCUGAGCGAGAUGACGGUGUACAAGGCCGAGAUGCGGCGCCGUCUGUGGGCCACGAUUCUCGAGCUCAACCUGCAGUACUCGUUUGAGGCGGGCGGCAUGCCGCUCAUCUCGUGCGACGACUACGACACCCUGCCGCCGGCGGACCUAGACGACGACGCGCUCGACGACGACGCGGUGGAUGAUGUGAGAAGGCGCCGGACAUUUAGCGGCGUCGCGACGCAAAUGUCGGUGCCGCUCGAGGUCUUCAAGUCGUUUCCUGUCCGGCUCGGGCUUCUCCAGUACAUCAACGACUUUCGCGCGGGCAUCGACUACGAUAAGACGCUGCGCUUCAACGCGGAGCUGACAAGAGCCUGCCGCUCCUUUUCACAGACGAUUGGCGUCCUCACCAGACACCAAAACGGGGCGAUACGAGACCCGAGCGCGGCAAAGGCACCCGCCGCCGCCGCCGCCGCCGCCGCCGCUCCCAUCAUCAACACCUUUCACGUUUCGCUCGCCGAGGUGACUCUGUACCGGUGCUUCCACGCCCUCCACUUUCCCGUCUUGUUUACCGCCUUUGACGAUCCUCGCUUUUACUUUUCGCGCAAAAUGUGCCUCGACGGGGCCCUCAAAGUCGCCGACCUCUGGGGCUUCUCGCCGCAAUCAGUCCGACAGCGGCGCGCCGCCCCCACCCGCGACGUCGACAGUACGCUUUGCGCCGUCUCCGAGGACUUUGAGCGUCUCACGCUAUACGGCACCGGUCUCUUCAAGAACGUACCCGUGCAGGCGGCGUGCAUUAUCGCGCUAGAGCUCAUUCACGACCGCGGCGGCGGUGGCGGCGUUGGAGUCGGCGGCGGCGGAGGCGGCGGCGGCGGCGGCGGAGGUGCCCUGCGUCUCGGAGCAUCGUCGCUACCGACGGCGGCGGCCGGCUACGCGGACCUGCGGGCGUGUCUUGAUGCGGCGCUAGACUGGACGCUGCGACGCAUGCGGGCGGGCGAGGUGACGGCCAAGGGUCACUGCUUUCUGUCGGCGUGCGUCGCGCACACCGAGGCGCUCGAGCAAGGGCUCGGCAAGACGGCGACGGUGAAGCUGCUGGUUGAGCGCGCCACCGACGCGGCGCGCGUCGACCUUGCCCUGUUGCGGGACGUGGCACGCGACAGCGGCGUCCUCGUCGAGGAGCUACUUCCGCAGCAGCAGCAGCUGCUGCAGUAUGGCGCCGGCACCGACGGCGGCAUGUUUGAGGAUAAUGGCGCGGCUGUUGUCGAGGCUCUCGUCGCGGGCUGGGACAGCGGCGGCGGCGGCGGCGGCGGCUGGGCUUGGGACGAGACGGACGACUGGAUGUGGGGAGGCGCGUGGUCGCAGCUCAAUGUGCCGAUGCCGCUCGACGACGUGCAUCAGUUCUUUGAGACGCCGGUCGGCUACCCGCGGGGACGCAAUGCCGAUACGUAUCCGCCUGCUCACUCCUCAAACCUCCAAGACGGCAACGGCGGCGGCGGCGGCUGCACCACAACCUCGACCACGACGCAGACCAUGUCCCCGACGCCGCCGUACUGGCCGCAGUGCGAGUUUGACAGCACGCUCCGCACGUACCCGUCGACGGUGACGUCGACGACGUGGGUCGACUGUCACGAGUGCGAGCACCUGUUUGUCAAGACGAUUCCGCAGGUAUACUGUCAGAAUAUGCGCAUCACGGCCACGGCGUCGACGCGCGAGACGACGCCGUAUACAGAGCACGAGACUGUUUGUGUGCCGACGAUGACACCUGUGGCAUAA